AUGGCGUCAUUGACAAAAUCGUAUCUCGCCGCGUACAACCUCGCGCAGGCCGCUGGAUGGGCCGCGGCGCUGGCCGCCAUGAUGUACAGCGCCACCACCACCGCCUCCAUCGCCGGCGCCUUCCACUCCGCGUGGCCCCUCGUCUACGUCUGUCAGUUCGCGUCCAUUCUCGAGACCGUGCACGCCGCCACGGGGCUGGUGCGGAGCGGAGUGGUGGCGCCGCUGGUGCAGUGGUUGGGGCGGAGCUUCGUGCUGUUCGCGGUCGUGGGGCGCACGCCCGCCCUCCACACGCACGCCGCGCUCUUCGUGCUGCUCGCCGUCUGGUGCUGCUCCGAGGUCAUCCGUUAUCCGCAGUACGCGCUCUCACUCCUGGGCACGUGUCCGCGCGCGCUGACGUGGCUGCGCUACUCGGCGUUCAUCCCGCUGUACCCCAUCGGCAUGUUCGGCGGGGAGAUGGUGCUCAUCUAUCGCUCCCUGCCCUUCGUCAAGGCGGAGCGCCCACUCGCCUUCCUCUUCGAUGCACUGCCCUUCGACUGCUACCACGUCGUCGCUGUCAUCCUGGCGGCAUAUCCGCUCUUCUGGCUGCACCUCUACACGCACAUGUUCCGCCAGCGCCGCGCCAAGCUGCACCCCAAGGCCCACAAGGGCAGCAAGAAGCCGCACAAGGCCAUGGCCAUCAUCCCCAUGUCGCCAGAGAUGUUCGCCCAAACCACCCUUGACCGCCCUGCUGCUGCUGCUCCCACUGCCAAGGGUGCAGCGCCUAUAGGGGCUUUGGGUGUUGCAACGCCUAUGGGCGGUGGAGCGUUGCUGUCCAAGGCACAGACGCACAGCACCGAUGUGCGUCUGCGCGCUGCUGGUGCCCGGCUCUCAGGCUCAGCUGUGGUGGUGCAACAAUAG
Messenger RNA from Closterium sp. Naga37s-1, 897 nucleotides. The record is from the annotation of a GenBank genome assembly. Lineage: Eukaryota; Viridiplantae; Streptophyta; Zygnematophyceae; Desmidiales; Closteriaceae.